Messenger RNA from Hymenoscyphus albidus, 1414 nucleotides. The record is from the annotation of a GenBank genome assembly. Lineage: Eukaryota; Fungi; Ascomycota; Leotiomycetes; Helotiales; Helotiaceae.
AUGAACGAUGCUUGGUUUCAACAACGCAGAGAAAAGCCUAGCCUUACCCUCUUGGAACUCUUGAUAUCGCGAAGAGGUCUAGGCGUUACAAAUCCUGCGGACUAUAUAUACGCCCAUAUUGGCCUUGCCGCGGAUGAUUGGACCUCAUAUGUCACUGUUGACUACUCAAAAUCGACUGUCAGACUUUUUGAAGAGCUCGCAGUGCACUGGUACGACACCGGAGAAAGCCAACUUCUAUCGCAGUUAAACAAUACGUCAAAAGGCAGAGCUCAAGGACCUUCAUGGGUUCCCGAUUGGUCCAUUCCAGCAUGUGUGGCACCGAAGAGUUUUGAUCGUAAUAUCAACACUCGACAGCCACUGCGUCGCACAGAUGGAAGAUAUCGAGUUUUUCUGCCAGAGCGACACAUACUCGCAUGGCUGGCGCGACAACAUAGGAAGAUUACACGUAUCAGCAUCCCCUUGAAUGGGGCUCUUAUACACCAGUCAAAGAGAGAAGCCUUCACCAGACGUUUGGCCACUUUGGAAGCGUCUUGCCAAGAGUUUGGAUUUGAAGACUCGCAUUACAAUUACUAUAACUAUAAAGCGAAGAUCUGAAUAAAGACUUUCCGCGAUAUUUACCAGGAUGUCUAUACUGCUUGGCAAGAGGCCGUUAAUGAUCACCUAAUCCUACCUCCUGUAUCUAUAACCGACGAUUGGAAUCAUAGAGACAAGAGGCUAUGGGAGACCAUUAAGUUGUUUUUCUGCCCAGACGAAGACUACAACCCGAGCUUACAUGAUUCCAAUUCUCAUAGGCUGGAUUUCAUGUAAUUAUAUUCUCCCACUUGUAUGUGUUAGAAAUACUAAAGUUUUAUAGAGAAUACACUGAUUAUUGUAUCACCGAUCUUCUGAUUCAGUAUUUCGUUCCUGGGUUUGACAAACGGAUUAUUGACAACAAAGUUCUCAUGUCGGCAAUGCCGGGUACUAAAUUCUGGCCCACACUGCUUUGGCUAGGCCCAAAAAUGGCGCAAGUUGAUGAUAUGAUUUACAACUUCUAUUCAUCUGAACCUUUUCACGGAACAUGUUAUAUUCGCUUCCUCGUGCGCCCCUGCAAGAAUGCCGACGCAUUGAUUAGCAAAGAGGGAGAAGACGAGAUCACGAAAAGUUUGGUUGCAAGAUCCCAAUUCACUCCCCCGGUAAUGGUUUGCUCAAUGAUUGGUCUGUGUUAUGGACCUGUGUCAUCAAACAGAACCACCGGCUUUCCCUCGAGAUAUUUUCAACUCGACAGAGAUGACUGUAUCCUCGCAAUUGUUUGAAGGGAGCCUGAUUAGUUCGCAUAUUCUAAUGCUACCUGUUUUGCCUGAAACCUUUGUACGAAUGUUAGAUCUAUUAAUUUUCUGAAUUCAAGUGUGUCAGGUAGAGCUCAAAAGGGUUUCCG